AUGCUCGUCGACGCUACCCAGCACUUCAACGUUCAUUAUUGCACCGCAGCAGGAGCUCUCCUGGUAACUUUUGAAAUCCAUUCUUCCAGACUAAUAGAGGUAUUUAAUACGCACAUGCAGAUAGCAUACUAUGCUACCCCUUAUUUACUGGACCCGCACGAUUACCGACGCCGGUUCUCUGGACCAUGGGUUGCAUCGUUUACCAAUCGGUGGCUUUCAAAGGACUUUAGCUCUGGCCAUCAUUGCGAUACCCUCGUUCGGCUUCACGAGAAAUAUGGAAAGUUUGCGAGAAUCGGCCCCAAUCACAUCAGUAUCGCGGACCCUGAGGCUUUGGAAGCUGUCUACGGGCACUCAAACGGGCUGCUCAAAUCUGAGUUUUAUGAAACUUUCAACCCUGGUAGUGAGAGGGAUGUAUUCAACGUCCGAGAUAGAGCUGAUCACACCCUAAAACGUAAACGUAUUGCAAACAUCUUCAGCCCCCAGAGCAUUUUAGCCUUUGAGCCUCGUGUCAAGGAGCACCUCCAACAGUUCUGCGCACAGUUGGAUAUGCGAUGUGAACAAUCUCUCAAGAAUACUUCUGGCUUCAACUGGAGCGCCAAGGGUGGCCGAGCAGUUCUCAACUUUCCUCCGCAGCUAGCAUAUCUCACCUUCGACAUCAUCAGCGAUUGGCUCUUGGGCGUCUUCUGGAAACAUCCAGGGAUUAGCCCUAUUCACACUAAUGCAAAAUUGCUCCUUUUCGGUACUCCGUUUAACAUCCCGGCCCUUAUCACUCUCCGCGACUUCAGGAAUACCACCAAAGCUGCAGUUGAUGCGCGCAUUAAUAGAAUGAAGAAUGAUGGGCAAGAAGAUGAAGAGCGCGGAGCUGACCUGAUGGAUAGACUCUUUGAGAUCAAGAACCCCGACGGCUCGCCUUUGUCAAGAGAGGAUAUUGAUGCUCAAGCUUUCUUAGUAUUCAGCGCAGGAAGUGAUACGACUGCAAAUUCGCUAAGUGGCCUAUCUUAUUACAUCGCUUCGAACCCCCGGGCCCGAAAGAAGCUACAGGAGGAGCUUGAUUCGGCUCUUUCAUCAUCGGUAGAGUUUGACGACGACCAAGUCGCUCACACAGUCCCUAGCUAUGAGCAGAUCAAGAACCUUCCGUACCUCAACGCAUGUGUGAAAGAAGGCCUGCGACUUUACUCCACCUUGGGUCUCGGGCUCCCGCGAGUUGUGCCACCAGGCAAGACUCUGACGAUUGCUGGGGAGACCUUCAACGCCGGAAGCGUCAUCAGCGUACCCUCGUAUUUAACCAAUAGAUCCAGCGUGUGGGGGUCCGAUCCCGAGGCUUACAGGCCGGAAAGGUGGAUAGAAGACACCACUGGGUCUCUGAACAAGUACUUUGCUGCAUUUUCAUUUGGGCCUCGUGCUUGUCUGGGUCGUAAUUUGGCCAAUCUGAAUCUCUUGUUGAUUGCUGCUACGUUUUUUCAUAGAUACGACGUUGAGCUCGCUAGUCCUAGCACCAAGCUUUCGAUCAAGGAAGGGAUAGUCAGAGAAUCGACUCGUUGCGAGCUUUCACUCAAGCGACGGGUCUAA
Molecule: messenger RNA, 1569 nt
Organism: Rhizoctonia solani
Lineage: Eukaryota; Fungi; Basidiomycota; Agaricomycetes; Cantharellales; Ceratobasidiaceae
Product: cytochrome P450 family protein
Exons: 10
Coding region: 1-1569 (522 amino acids)
Molecular function (GO): iron ion binding; heme binding; oxidoreductase activity, acting on paired donors, with incorporation or reduction of molecular oxygen
Source: RefSeq, a predicted model, not a curated record